UAAUGGAAGAUAAAAGUCAAAACGAGAUAUUAACAAUAAAAGAUCCAACAAAAAUAACAAAGUCUGGCGACGUCGAACCAUUAAAGUUGAAAGUAUAUAAAAAAAGGUGGCUAAUGCUCGUCAUCUAUAUGAUUUAUAAUGGAACGAAUUCUUCUCAAUGGAUAGAAUACUCGAUUAUAAACAACGUAGUUACUAGAUAUUAUGGAGUGUCUUCGAUAAUGGUUGACUGGACCUCGAUGUUAUUUUUGGCAAUUUACGCGGUGUUCAUCUUUCCAGCGUCAUACGUGACAGAUAAGUGUGGUCUGCGAUGGACCAUCAUUAUAGGCACCAGUCUUAACUGUCUUGGUUCCUGGAUAAAAAUAUUGUCCGUUCAACCUGAUAGGUUCUACGUUGUUUUCAUUGGUCAUUCGAUAGUCGCACUCGCGCAGACUUUGGUGCUGCCGUUACCUGGACGUUUGGCCGCGCAAUGGUUUCCUUCAACCCAACUCUCAACUGCCACAUCUUUAGGUAUUUUUGGCAAUCAAGUGGGAAUAGCAUUGGGUUUUCUUUUAGGGCCCGUAAUAGUAAAAAAUCACAACAAUCUGGAUGACAUCGGCAAAGAUUUGUCACGUUUAUGCUGGAUAGUCGCAAUCGUCGGCACAAUUGUACUUGUUCUUGUGCUUACAUUAUUUCAGAACGAACCCGAACUACCACCGAGUGAGACGCGAGCACUGCAAAAAAUGAAUCGGAAGGAGAAGAAAGAGGAAUUCGUGGAGCCGAUUAAAAGACUUUGCAGAAAUAAAAACUACAUCAUGCUUUGUAAUUCCUAUGGUUUGAAUAUCGGUGUGUUAAAUGCUGUGUCUACAUUGCUGAAUCAGAUAUUCCUUGCACAUUUUGAGAAUGGAGAAGAAGAUGCAGGCAGAAUUGGCUUAGCCUUAACUCUCACCGGUAUGGCUGGUUCUGUUAGUUUUGGUAUUAUCCUUGAUAAAACGCAUAAAUUCAAACAAACUGCCGUGACAGUAUAUUUUCUUACACUUUGUGGCCAAAUAUUAUUUGCGGUGUUUACUUGCAUGGGUAUAAAAUGGAUGGUAUACGUGUCGGCGACUUUCUUAGGAUACUUUAUGUCAGGAUAUGUAGCUAUGGGAUAUGAUUUAUGCACCGAAUAUACGUAUCCAGAGUCGGAAAAUAUACCUGCGGGAUUUCUUUACGUAACAUCCAACAUUUAUGGCAUUAUACUCAUUAUAUCGUUAGAAUUAUUAAUGAACACGUAUGGCGACAUUCCGGUGCACAUCGGAUUAUGCUUGGCUUUGUUAUUCGGUUUCAUUUUGACCGCUAUAACAAAAGACGAGCAGAGACGACAAGAUGCGAGGAAAAAGGUUCAAUACGAAGAAAUCGCGAGAAUUGAAAAGAACGAUGGCGUUCCAGAAACGAAUAAAUUUAUUUAUAACAUUACUUAAUUGUCACAAAUAAUUUUAUUAAAUCUUUCAAUACUAAUCAAUUUUGAAAUCAUUAUGAUCUUAUUCAUGUGCUAAUUUUUAUCGAUGUUUCACCUUCUUAUAUCAUUAACGAAAUAAUCAAGAAAAUCUUGCGUAACAUUGAAA
Molecule: messenger RNA, 1580 nt
Organism: Acromyrmex echinatior (Panamanian leafcutter ant)
Lineage: Eukaryota; Metazoa; Arthropoda; Insecta; Hymenoptera; Formicidae
Product: choline/ethanolamine transporter flvcr2b-like
Biological process (GO): transmembrane transport; heme export
Cellular component (GO): membrane
Molecular function (GO): heme transmembrane transporter activity; heme binding
Source: RefSeq, a predicted model, not a curated record